Messenger RNA from Solea solea (common sole), 2542 nucleotides. RefSeq names its product histone deacetylase 1 (gene hdac1). The record is from RefSeq and is a predicted model, not a curated record. The coding region runs from base 561 to 1919 and encodes 452 amino acids. Gene Ontology annotation, molecular function: histone deacetylase activity. NCBI's taxonomy places the organism in Eukaryota, Metazoa, Chordata, Actinopteri, Pleuronectiformes, Soleidae. The transcript has 12 exons.
AUAAUUAAGUGACGCACCAUCAAACUAGCUAACCGGGGGAGCGUGCUAGCGCUAGCUUGCCUGAUUGGUCACGUAGCCUACUUUAGCUUCACGGGUAUGCUAAGCUCGCUAGCACUUAGCCUGUAACUGAGUGCAGCACCCGUGCUUCCUUAAAUGUGCAGUAACGUAAUUACUGCACUGACCGCGUUGUUCCAGUUAACCAGGCUAUUGCACAGCGUAUCGCGCGUAUGCGGCUAAUGUGGUCAUUCUGCGGCCAUAAACGUUGUCAUGUUGUCAUCACCAGUGUCCCCCAACUUGCUAACAACUUCCAAGAAGAGGGGACUGAUGUUGUGUUUUCCAGCAAGAUCAUCCAGCGACACCUCGUCUGUCAAUCAUUGUUGGCAGUUGACGUGACAUUUUGCAAGUCCGGAAUGCCGAAAGAUGCCAAAUAAUUAGGUGUCCAAAUGAAGGACGAUGAUUUUUUUUUAUUUUUAUGAACGCACACGCAUCUAUCCAUGCUGUCAAAAUGACAGGUUAUCAAUAGUGAUGUGGGGAACUAUUACUAUGGACAGGGCCAUCCCAUGAAACCCCACAGGAUCCGUAUGACUCACAACCUGCUUCUCAACUACGGACUUUACAGGAAAAUGGAGAUCUAUCGGCCACACAAAGCCAGUGGUGAAGAGAUGACAAAAUACCACAGCGACGACUACAUUAAGUUCCUGAGGUCGAUCCGACCGGACAACAUGUCCGAGUACAGCAAACAGAUGCAAAGAUUCAAUGUCGGAGAGGACUGCCCAGUGUUUGAUGGCCUGUUUGAGUUUUGUCAGCUGUCAACAGGUGGCUCUGUCGCUGGAGCAGUGAAACUGAACAAGCAGCAGACGGAUAUCGCCAUCAACUGGGCCGGUGGACUCCAUCACGCCAAGAAGUCUGAGGCCUCUGGUUUCUGCUACGUCAAUGACAUUGUCCUGGCCAUCCUUGAGCUGCUCAAGUACCACCAGAGAGUGCUAUACGUCGACAUUGACAUCCAUCAUGGUGAUGGGGUGGAGGAGGCGUUCUACACCACAGACAGAGUCAUGACUGUCUCAUUCCACAAAUAUGGAGAGUACUUCCCUGGCACUGGAGACCUGAGGGACAUUGGCGCAGGAAAGGGCAAAUACUACGCAGUAAACUACCCACUCAGAGAUGGUAUUGAUGACGAGUCCUAUGAAGCCAUCUUCAAACCAAUCAUAGCUAAAGUCAUGGAGAUGUACCAGCCAAGUGCUGUGGUCCUCCAGUGUGGUGCUGAUUCUCUUUCUGGAGACAGACUCGGCUGCUUCAACCUCACCAUCAAAGGCCAUGCCAAAUGUGUCGAGUACGUCAAAAGUUUCAACCUGCCUCUGCUGAUGCUGGGCGGUGGCGGCUACACCAUCCGCAAUGUGGCCCGGUGCUGGACAUAUGAAACGUCUGUCGCCUUGGACAGCUCCAUCCCCAACGAGCUGCCUUACAAUGACUACUUUGAAUACUUUGGGCCCGACUUCAAACUGCACAUCAGCCCGUCCAACAUGACCAACCAGAACACCAACGAAUACCUGGAGAAGAUCAAGCAGCGGCUGUUUGAAAACCUGCGUAUGCUGCCUCACGCCCCUGGUGUACAGAUGCAUGCGAUCCCAGAGGACGCCCCCCAUCCAGACAGCGGAGAAGAGGACGAGGAGGACCCCGACAAACGUGUCUCUAUCCGUGCCCACGACAAGAGGAUAGCCUGCGAGGAGGAAUUCUCCGACUCUGAGGACGAGGCAGAGGGGCAGGGAGGAGGCCGCAGGAACGCAGCCAACCACAAGAAGGCCAAACGAGUGAAAAAGGAAGAAGAGAAGGAAGGAGAGGAAAAGAAAGAAGUGAAAGAGGAGGAGAAGGAGGAAGAGAAGAUGGACACAUCAGGACCAAAAGAAGAGGUGAAGACCUGAAAUCCAGCACAGGAAGGAUGGAAGUUGUGGUUGUAAUCUUGUCCCCCAACAUCCGUAUUCCUGUACUUUUCUAUUGUCUCCUCCUUUGGCAGUAGGACCUUGUUGUAUUUCCAGUUUUAUCAUGUGUCCCUGUAGGCAAACCUGGUUCACAUUGUACUGUACUUGCAUUUGUUUCAAAGCAAAGCACUAGUUGUGUGGGUGUUCACCAGAAAGUGUGAAACUCCCCACACACACACACUCACAAAUGUCAUGGAUCUUUUCCAGCCACCGUGUGAACCAGGUCUGCUGUGAUAUGAAGAAAACCAACCCGAGUGUUACUGUUCCCAUCAUGCGGGACCCAUGCUUCCGUCCCCGCAGCUAUGUAGAUGAGUUCACUAGUCUACUGCUUACAUCCAAGAAAAAAAAGACUUUGUUAGUUUUUAAACAUCUAUUUAUGGUACUGUUGGAAUAACCAGCAUUUGGCAAACUGAUGUUUGGCUUCCUUUGUUAAUUUGCCCUUGAAUGCAUGUUUAGAAAAUCACCUCCCCUCUCUACAUAAUUAUUUUCCCUUUGCAGUCAAUCCCUGGUCUCUUAUCGGAAUGUUUGUUUUGGUCUGUCUCUUUAACCCAGUUUCCCAUGAAGAC